UUGUUAUAUGUUGUUUUGGCGGCGCGGUGUGUGCAGAUUAAAUUAAACGCUGGUGUAGGUUGCCGCUAAGCUGACACUAGACAGCAUCGAUCGAUGGCCAUUGAAACGCUUGUGUUGGGCGCUGGGCAAGAGGUUGGUAAGAGCUGCGUGGUGGUUACUAUGAACGGAAAGAGAAUCAUGUUCGAUUGCGGAAUGCACAUGGGCUACUCUGACCGUCGUAGUUACCCCGAUUUCACCCUCAUCUCCCCCAAUCGCGAUUUCAACUCUGCUCUCUCUUGCAUCAUCAUCACUCAUUUUCACCUGGAUCAUAUAGGCGCCUUAGCUUACUUCACUGAAGUUUGCGGCUAUAACGGGCCGGUUUAUAUGACGUACCCAACAAAAGCUUUGGCUCCUUUGAUGUUGGAAGACUAUCGGAAAGUGAUGGUUGAUCGCCAGGGGGAGGAAGAACACUUCACAUCUGAUCAUAUUGCUGAGUGCAUGAAGAAAGUUAUUGCUGUUGAUCUGAGGCAGACUGUGCAAGUAGAUGGAGACCUGCAGAUACGUGCCUAUUAUGCAGGACAUGUUCUUGGAGCUGCAAUGUUCUAUGCUAAAGUGGGGGACACAAAAAUAGUUUAUACAGGAGACUACAAUAUGACAGCAGAUAGACACCUUGGAGCAGCUCAAAUUGAUCGACUACGGCUUGACCUUCUUAUAACUGAGUCCACAUAUGCGACUACCAUACGGGAUUCAAAAUAUGCUCGAGAGAGGGAGUUUCUCAAAGCUGUUCAUAAAUGUGUAUCUGGUGGAGGAAAGGUGCUUAUUCCAACAUUUGCACUUGGAAGAGCUCAGGAAUUAUGCAUUUUGUUGGAUGACUACUGGGAACGCAUGAAUUUGAAGGUUCCUAUUUAUUUCUCAGCAGGUUUAACAAUUCAAGCUAAUAUGUAUUAUAAGAUGCUUAUUAGUUGGACAAGCCAGAAGAUUAAGGAUACAUACUCUAAUCAUAAUGCUUUCGAUUUUAAGAAUGUUCACCAAUUUGAAAGGUCUAUGAUAGAUGCUCCUGGUCCUUGUGUUCUUUUUGCCACACCUGGGAUGAUAACUGGUGGAUUUUCACUUGAAGCUUUUAAGCACUGGGCACCUUCAGAAAAUAACCUUGUUACUUUGCCUGGGUAUUGUGUUGCAGGAACAAUAGGUCAUAAAUUAAUGUCAGGUAAGCCAACCAAAAUUGAUCUGGAUCCUGAUACACAAAUAGAUGUCCGUUGCCAGGUUCAUCAAUUGGCUUUUAGUCCUCACACUGAUUCUAAAGGGAUAAUGGAUCUUGUAAAAUUUCUCUCCCCAAAGCAUGUUAUACUUGUGCAUGGGGAGAAGCCUAAGAUGGCUUCUCUCAAAGAAAAAAUUCAUUCUGAAUUGGGGAUUCAAUGUUAUGAUCCUGCGAAUAAUGAAACCAUAUGCAUUCCUUCAUCUCACUAUGUAAAUGCAGAAACCUCUGACACUUUCAUUCGAAGUUGUUUGAAUCCAAAUGUCAAGUUUCAGAAAUGCAGUUUAGUGGACACAUGUAAUUCUGCUAUGAUAGACAGAAAUUUAAUAUCAGAGCUUCAAGUUGAAGAUGAAAGAGUAGCAGAAGGUGUUUUGGUUGUGGAGAAAGGAAAAAAUGCAAAGAUUGUACACCAGGAUGAACUUAUGCUUCUGUUGGAUGAAAAUAAGCUUGAUACUUAAUUUGUAUAUGGUUGUCCUGCACCUGCACGUAUUGUUGGCUCAAUGGAUAGCUUAAUUUGUGGCAACUUAUCUGGAAACGCUCAAUUUCUUGGAGAGCAUCUGGAAAUAAUCAUUUGAUGCAUCUCUCUUCAGUAGAAGGAUUGUUGUCCUUGCAGGAUUAAUGAAAACUACCAAGGUAUAACCGAAGCAAAGUAUUUCUGCUGCUUUGGUCAACAUUGAACAAGAAACUUGCAAGGAAUCAAAUACGGAAAUGCAGGGCACAAAUAGCUUACCCAUAUAUUAAUGUCAGAGCUCUGUAGCAUGUAUAUGAUCAGCAGAAACGAUUCAAUAGAAAGAGAAUCAGUAAAAAGAAAAGCAUGAGUUGGGGUCAUUAUAUUCUUUGCAGGAGUUUGAUUUCGAGGAUAGACUUAUGCUACACAUUGAGCAAUUGAUGGAAACGGAUCUCGAUGGAUAUCCUUAUGAUAGACGAGGAACUUGUAGGGUUUGCUGUGUUUAUGGCCUUAAUUAGAUUGAUACUAUGUGCUCCAUUAUUAUGAUGCAGGAGAAACGCAAUUGCUGUGAUUGUUUAUUCAAUCCUUUACGAGUUCUGUAUAAUUUUUGUGGUGAUUAUAUUUAUAUAUUUUAUUUCAUUAUUCUAGGCAACCGCAUGUUAGUCAAGAAUCAUCAAUAGGUUUC
Abrus precatorius (Indian licorice) is the source of this 2367-nucleotide messenger RNA. RefSeq names its product cleavage and polyadenylation specificity factor subunit 3-II. NCBI's taxonomy places the organism in Eukaryota, Viridiplantae, Streptophyta, Magnoliopsida, Fabales, Fabaceae. The transcript is spliced from 13 exons. The coding region runs from base 94 to 1692 and encodes 532 amino acids. Gene Ontology annotation, cellular component: nucleus. Gene Ontology annotation, biological process: snRNA processing. The record is from RefSeq and is a predicted model, not a curated record.